Molecule: messenger RNA, 3593 nt
Organism: Euleptes europaea (tarantolino)
Lineage: Eukaryota; Metazoa; Chordata; Lepidosauria; Squamata; Sphaerodactylidae
Gene: ALPK1
Product: alpha kinase 1
Exons: 14
Coding region: 10-3588 (1192 amino acids)
Biological process (GO): protein phosphorylation
Molecular function (GO): protein serine/threonine kinase activity; ATP binding
Source: RefSeq, a predicted model, not a curated record
GCAAGUGUCAUGAAUAAUCAAAAAAUGGUGGCCGUCCUGUUGCAGGAAUGCAAGCAAGAGCUGGAUCGGCUCUCCCUGGAGGUGGCGGACCAAUCCGAGGGAGUCGCAAGCAGGCAUCAGCAGAAUGGAGCUUUUCUCCCUGAUGAUCUGAAGACCCUAAUCGAAGAGGCAAAGGAAAUGAAGUGGCCCUUCGUGCCAGAAAGAUGGCAAUACAAACAAGCCAUCGACCACGAAGACAAAACAAACCUAAAAGAUGUGAUCAUUGCAAGACUGCAUGAGUUACUGGUUUCUUUGAAAAGCUCCAUCACUGCCAGGGACUACGCGACAGCCGCUGCUAUUGUGUUCCUCAUUGACCGCUUCGUGUAUUGGGUGGAUGGCUCCAGCCAGCUCCUUCAGAUUGCCAAAAGGCUGCACAAGCUACACCCUACAACACCAAUUGCCCCUCAGCUGGUGAUUCGCCAGGCCCGCGUCUCUGUCAACGGAGGUAAACUAUUAAAGGCUGAAUACAUCCUUAGCAGCCUUAUUAAUGACAACGGCGCAACAGGAGUGUGGAAGUAUGUUCAGGAAAGUGAUCAGAUCCUUGUUCAGUCAGUCUGUAUGCAAAUCAGAGGACAAAUUCUGCAGAAGCUGGGAAUGUGGUAUGAAGCAGCAGAGCUGAUUUGGGCCUCGAUUGUAGGUUUUUUCACACUUCCAAAGCCAGAUCAAAAGGGGAUUGCAUCAUCAUUGGGUAUUCUAGCUGACAUCUUUGUUUCCAUGAGUGAAAAUGAUUAUGAAAGUUUUAAAAACAACACUCAGGUUGACCUGAACCUUCUGAAAGAGUUUGACCAUCGUUUGCUGUCAGCUGCUGAGGCCUGCAAGCUGGCAGCUGCCUUCAGCCAGUUCACACCGCUGUUCGUACUCACAGCCAUGAAUAUCCGUGGAACAUGUUUGCUAUCUUAUAGCUACUCAAAUGCAUGCCCAUCAGAGAAACGAAAGUUCUAUUUGUUAGAAGCCAAGGAGUCCUUUGAAAUUGGCCUCCUUAGCAAGAAGGAUAAAGAGCUGGUCACUAGCAAGCAGGAACUUCACAGUUUUGUCAAGGCAGUUUUCUGCCUUACUAAAGUGCAUCAGCAGCUCUAUGGGGAAAGCAUGGUACUUAGUCAAGUAAGCCAGUUAUGCCAGGAAGCCUUGCAGAAACUGUUUGCUUAUGGUUAUUCAACACAUCCUGAAGAACAAGACAAGGAAACGCUUGCCAAGGAGAUCAUGUGCCUGGUUAUGUCUGCUAAGGAGAAACUGCAAGUGCCAACUUUCCCCAAUUCAGACACCAAGUCUUACGUCCCAGAUAGCUACAAAAAGGAAGUAGAGAAGCAGAUUGUGAACGGUGAACAAAGCUUUGAGAAAAUCCUCACGAUGCAUUCCCAGCAUCAUGCGUCUGUCUGUGAAGUUUUUGAAAGUGCUUGCAAGAGCCAUAAUACAAGAAAAGGAGAAGGCAAAACGGGAGCCUGUAUAACAGCCAUGAAGACCGAAACUAGAAAUGUAGACACCAUGUGCACCACAGAAGAAAGGUCACAUCAUAGAAAAGAUCCUGUGAAAAUUUCCAUUUCCCAAAAUGCGAGGAAGGGUCAGGAGGGCCUAAAGGGUCCAAUGCGAAAGAAAUUAUCUCGAGUACCUGCAGUGGAUCUCUCCCUUGAUGAAGAGACUGAGGCUGAACAUUCUGGAAAUGUUGAUGGUGUUUCAAGCUCGUCUCCGAGCAGGAGUGAACUGUCUAGUUCAUUGCGAUCUUGGGACAAAAUAUCCAAAUCGAGUUCCUCUACUAGUUGGGAAGAGAUGGAUAACAAUGAAAGUGAAACCGCCCAAGGAAAGGAAACAAAACUAAAAGGCUUCACAAGUAAGAGUGAACAUCAUUCUGCAGCCUUGACUGAAGCUUCAGCUAAUAAACAAACAGAAUUAGACCCAAAUUUCAAAGAAGGGCAUUUGGAGGGAACAGAACAUGAAGAGAAUGCUUCAGAAGGCCCACUGACAGAAGCCAGUAACACCAACUACAAGAAGGGUUGUGAUUCUUCAAGUAAUUUAAUAAUUCCUUCUUCUAAUGGACUUUCUUCUUCUAAACAAGAUAAAUUUGGAAUGGUUGUCUCCCCUUCAGUAGUUGAUUCCAACUGUGGGGGAAAAAACACAGAAGAUCCUGACAGAGGCAAAAAAGUUAUAGAACCAGGAUCUAGGAAUCACUGGCCAUUGGUUGACCCAGAAGGUGAAACGGUAGACGCAACCGAAGACAUACCAGUGAGUCCAUGUCUACCUGGUAACAGCAUGGCAUCUGCUUCCAUACACCAUGGAAUCAAACCAGAACGUGAUAAUUUUGUACAAAAUUGGAUUAAUAAAUCGGUUACAACAAUGGCUGCAGGGGCCUCGUUUCAAAUGCCUGACGUUGACUCCCAAGCAGAUACAGUAGAUGACUGGGAAUUUGUUUCUGGUAGCAGAAGGCAGUCCAUAGGUAACCAUACUGACAAGAACAUAACAAGGGAUCAGCCAAGUCAUAGGCCAGAGACUCUAUCAGGGAGGAAGAAAUCAUUAGUCAAUCAGUUCAGUGAUUGUGCUACCACUGAAGAAGAUGGAGGUGAAAAACGAAGGCACAUUUUGACUAGCCAUCACAGCUCAAGUUCCCUGAAAUCAUGGAGCAGAUCAUCCCAGUUUUCCAGCAGUUUUUCUGAGCUGGAGAAUUCCUCACUUUUGAACUCCAGCGGGAGCUCUUUUUUCUUUAUAGAAAGGGCCAAAGAAGAAGUCCUCCAAGCCCGCAAUCUGAGCAACGAUGACUAUGAGAGGCUUUUGUCAGGAGCAGCACAUACUUGGCUUGUGGAGCGGCUGAAAAAUACCAGUCUCUUUAAGCCAAAACUUCUCCAUAAAGCAUACUCUGCUCUUCUUUUGAAAUACUCUAAGAAAUCUGGGCUAUGGACAGCCCAGGAAACAGCUGUAUAUAUUGGAGACUACCUAAGGGUGGCCAAGAAAGGCAAACAAAGGAACGCUUUUUGGAUACACUUUCUGCACCAAGAAGAGACUCUGGGAAGGUACGUCGGGAAAGAGUAUAAAGAAGAGAAGGAGCUCCUUCACCACUUCAACGAUGUGGAACGGCAAAUGACUGCCCAAUACUAUGUGACAGAGUUCAAUAAAAGGCUUUAUGAGCAAAACAUCCCUACACAAAUCUUCUAUAUCCCAUCAGCAGUGCUCUUGGUACUAGAAGGUAAAUCAAUACAAGGAUGUAUAAGCACGGAGCCUUAUAUGCUGGGAGAGUUUGUGAAGUUAUCUAAUAACACCAAAGUUGUAAAAUCAGAAUAUAAAGCCACUGAAUAUGGCCUGGCCUAUGGCCAUUUCUGCUACGAAUUUUCUCAAGGCUCAGAUGUGGUUGUUGAUUUACAAGGUUGGGUGACUGGCAAUGGAAAAGGCCUCAUCUACUUAACUGAUCCCCAGAUCCAUUCCGUUUCUCAGAAAGAGGCAUCAUGCCUGACAAACUUUGGGAAGAAAGGGAUUUACUAUUUCUUCAACAAUCAGCACACAGAAUGCAAUGAAAUCUGCCGUCGUCUUUCAUUGGCAAGACCUUCUGUGGAAAAGCCAAGCUGACUCUG